This is a messenger RNA of Hyposmocoma kahamanoa, 1053 nucleotides long. RefSeq lists its product as uncharacterized. The transcript is spliced from 4 exons. The annotation marks the transcript as partial. The record is from RefSeq and is a predicted model, not a curated record. Lineage: Eukaryota; Metazoa; Arthropoda; Insecta; Lepidoptera; Cosmopterigidae.
AUGGGCGAGUCGAGUUAUUUAACUCGAGUUAUUCCCGAGUUAGCUCGGUCCGGUACCCGCCUGCUCUUCGACGAGCCGAAUACUUCAUUAUCUCGUGAUUUCAAGACACACCGCCUUCAAAAAGAAGAUUCCCAUUCGUCUGACGAGAAAAUGGACACACGGUCCGAAUCGUUCAUAUCGCAAGACACACCCAACUCGAUCUUAUCCGACUUCGAAGACAAGAGUAUAGAAAAUGUUCUCCGCUUGCAAAACCCAGAAGUCUUACGCUUGGCAGAACCAGAAAAUGACAAUACAAGCCCUCUUUCCGACAGUUUUCUUUCUAAAAUGUCAAAAUUGAAUAUAAAAUCAACCCCAGACAAUAAAAUGACAAAUUUGGAUGUGAAUUCUACCAAAGACAAUACGAUGUCAAAUUCUUAUAUAAAAUCUUCUCAAGACAAUAUAAAAACGUCAAAUGUAGAUACCAAAAGCACAGAUAAUAAAACAACUACCAUAGACAAUCGUCCAAAACAACUUAACAUACAAAAAAGUUCCAAUUUAGUCCUUACAACAAAUCACCCAUUAAUGGGGCUAAGUAGUCCGGACUAUCCAGAUGUAGUACCAAAAUUAAUUGAAGAAAAAGAUCUAAGUCUUUCGUCCAUAGAAGACGAGAAGUUCUAUAAUUUAUAUAGUCCAGAAACGAAUACGUCAAAGAAUAAUUUGUAUUUUAGUGAAAAUUUUGUAACAGCUGAGAGUGUGGAGCUGAGUAUAGAUAACAUUCCACCGGAUGUCGCUAGGGUUGAACAGAAGGAACGAAGGAAAAUUGUUGCCAGAUUCGUAGAAACAUCGAAGGCGAUAGAAGCGACAAACCCACACCCGGUAGUGGGCCGGGUGGGUCAGAUGAGGUCCGAAGAGCUCUUCGCGGGCCGUAACCCUGCCGGACAUAGUACACCAAUUUCACGGACGAUUGAGUUUGGGACCGGGGUAGCGCAGUGGUGCAAAUCUCCAACACACACACGGAGUGCCCCUAAUUUUGACCUGCCCAUUGAGUUGUCCACCAACAUUGCUGUACAUAAU